CGAGAGUCCAAAUUCGAGUCUAUUCAAACUGGCAUUUAAAUCAACAGGAGUGAAGACCUCAGUAGACUAACUUACAAAAUCACUCCUGUUCGCGGUGUUACGAGAGUACUGUAGCGUUCACUUCGUUGGGAAACGGGUUUCCAGGGAAUAAUUCGGCCAUAUGCAGCGAUACCACGCCCGGAGUGGAGACUUUAACACGGGGGCAACACCAUUCAUGCAAAUAUUCCCAACCACUAGUUCACGGACAGGGGACUUUAGUACGGUCUAAAGAGGAACUACUGUGUUGUAUUGACUUUCAAUAUUGAACGCCAAAUAUAAAACAGUCUGUAAUGGAGUUAUUAAAUCCAAAGGAUCUGUUGCUUUCCUGAGUGAUAUAAAACCGUUAAACCGCAUCAGGAUUACAUGUCGAAUGCUGUAACAUUUUUCCAACCGCUGCAGAAAUAUUAGUGUACAAAUGAUCGGUUUAUGAUUUGGAUUCUUUCCUCAACGCGCUGCAGGGAAACGCUUUAUCUAAACGCCUGCAUUUGAGUUGGAACUGACGUUCUUUCGAUGGAAUUGCUGAAAAGCUCCGAAUUGUAAAUCGUCGCGGAGAAUCAUGACGCCGGACACCAUCAUGGCGUGCUGCCUCAGCGAGGAGGCGAAAGAAGCGCGACGGAUCAACGAUGAGAUCGAGCGGCAGCUGCGCCGCGACAAGAAAGACGCUCGACGCGAGCUCAAACUGCUUCUGCUGGGAACUGGAGAGAGUGGGAAAAGCACCUUUGUUAAACAGAUAAGAAUCAUUCAUGGCUCAGGCUACUCGGAAGAGGACCGGAGAAGCUUUACCAAGCUGGUCUACCAAAACAUCUUCACAUCUUUGCAGGCCAUGAUACGGGCAAUGGAUACUCUCCAGAUCCACUACAAAUAUGAACGUAAUAAGGCCAAUGCAAACAUUGUCAGAGAAGUAGACGUAGAGAAGGUCGUCUUGUUCGUCAGCCCCUAUGUAGAUGCCAUCAGGAGUUUAUGGAAUGACCCAGGAAUUCAGGAGUGUUAUGACCGGAGGAGAGAAUACCAGCUCUCAGAUUCCACAAAAUAUUAUCUAAAUUCACUGGAUCGCAUUGCCAACCCUUCCUAUCUUCCCACCCAGCAAGAUGUGCUCAGGGUCAGAGUGCCCACUACAGGGAUCAUCGAAUACCCCUUCGAUCUACAGAGUGUCAUAUUCAGGAUGGUAGAUGUAGGGGGGCAGCGGUCAGAAAGGCGGAAGUGGAUCCACUGCUUUGAAAAUGUCACCUCCAUCAUGUUCCUGGUAGCCCUCAGUGAAUAUGACCAAGUUCUCGUUGAGUCUGACAAUGAGAAUCGAAUGGAGGAAAGCAAAGCAUUGUUUAGGACGAUAAUAACAUACCCCUGGUUCCAGAAUUCAUCAGUUAUUCUUUUUCUGAACAAGAAAGACCUUUUGGAAGAGAAAAUAAUGUAUUCACAUCUUGUAGAUUACUUUCCUGAAUAUGACGGACCCCAGAGAGACGCUCAAGCCGCAAGGGAAUUCAUCCUGCAGAUGUUUGUCGACCUGAAUCCAGACUCCGAAAAAAUCAUUUACUCUCAUUUCACCUGCGCCACUGACACCGAAAACAUCCGAUUCGUGUUCGCUGCUGUCAAGGACACCAUCUUGCAGCUCACACUGAAGGAAUACAAUCUAGUCUGAAAAACGGCCGCUUAUGGUUUGGUCAUUGUCUUGCCGGGUUAAAGGACUCAUCAGUCUGCAGCUAGAGUCUGCCGUAAUGCUGUGAGCCAUUAAAGUCUGCUUUAACUGUUCGAGCGGUCGGCUGUCCCUGAUUCUGCUCUAUGAAAUUGGACACAAGUUAUUUCUAUCUGCUCGCUGCUUCGCCAUUAUUUAUUUGCACCUCAGAGCUACUUCACAGGGUUCAACUUGAAUGUUAUAAUUCCAUUUGAAUGAAAAAUGUUAUGUUAUGGAACUGAUUUUUUAAGGUUUAUUCUGUAGCAGGUUCUUCAAGUUGUACACAUUGAGCUGCUUGCUGUAAAUGUUAUGUAGAUUUAAUAAUAUUAAUUAUUCUGUGUGGUGAGGUUAUUAGAAAGCAAUGAAAAGUACUUCUAUAUUAUAACAUGGUAUUGUUUUUUAAGAGUCAGAGCAAGCUUAGUAGGGUCUUUCCUCAUUUCCAAGGCACAUGCAAUGGUAAAGAAUAGAUAACAGCUAGUUUACAUUAACAUUUGCAUGAAUAAUGCCAAAGUUCUUCUAAUGUGACUUUUAUUUACUGCCAAGCUAAUAAUCAUGCCACAGGUAAUAACUUGCCCUUGCCAGUAUCACUUAUUUCUGUACCAUGCCAGCUCUUUGUAAUUUUUCUUCUCAUUGUGUUCUUGGAACAGAUGAUUGUACAUCUGCUCUUCAAGACCUGAUCCAUUAAGAUCAGCAGUGUUCCACAACAUCAAGCCUGAACGAUGUGCCAAGUGAGCCGAUUCCUGUGUAAUCAUCCUACAAAUGUGCCAUUCGGAGAUUUUCUGUAACACUUGCAUACAUUUAGAUUUUUUUUACCCAUCACCUGUUCUCAAUGAGCCAAUGAUGCUCUUACUGCUGUUGUACUGACUUGACAGUGUGGUUAGUGUGGUGUAAUCAAGCUUUGGUCAAUAUUUGCAAUUGUUUUUUUAAAGACAGAUUUGUAAAGAGUAUCAUGUGACUAGAUGCGUGUCAAACAAAUGAAUGUUUUGUGUUGAGCCAAGAGUAAAGGACCAAAUUACUGUUGGGGGGGGGGGUUAUCACUGUUAGAUUUUCUGCUUCAAAAAAUUGUUUUCUUUUUUUUUGCAAUAAAAGGCUGCUAUUUUAGAGAGAAUUGUAUAAAAUUUGCUGUCCAAAUGUAACAACAA
This is a messenger RNA of Sinocyclocheilus anshuiensis, 2850 nucleotides long. RefSeq names its product guanine nucleotide-binding protein G(q) subunit alpha-like. The record is from RefSeq and is a predicted model, not a curated record. The transcript has 7 exons. The coding region runs from base 596 to 1675 and encodes 359 amino acids. Gene Ontology annotation, biological process: adenylate cyclase-modulating G protein-coupled receptor signaling pathway. Gene Ontology annotation, cellular component: heterotrimeric G-protein complex; cytoplasm. Gene Ontology annotation, molecular function: G protein-coupled receptor binding; GTPase activator activity; G-protein beta/gamma-subunit complex binding. NCBI's taxonomy places the organism in Eukaryota, Metazoa, Chordata, Actinopteri, Cypriniformes, Cyprinidae.